CAUAUCUCGUAGCUGUCACAUACAGUUCAGUGCUAGCGGAUCCACUUCCUUUCCUUUUCUAGUUUUGUUGUGCUACGAAUCAAACAUGCCUAAAGCACGCAAGGAGAAAGUAAGCGCAGUCCAGGUUUUCGGACGUAAGAAAACCGCCACCGCCGUUGCCUACUGCAAGCGUGGUAAGGGAUUGUUGCGUGUGAAUGGUCGCCCGCUGGAUCAGAUCGAACCGAAAAUCCUUCGCUACAAGCUACAGGAGCCGCUGCUGCUGCUGGGCAAGGAAAAAUUCGCCGGUGUUGAUAUCCGCAUUCGCGUGAGCGGUGGUGGUCAUGUCGCCCAGAUUUACGCUAUCCGCCAAGCCAUCUCUAAGGCGCUGGUGUCGUUCUACCAGAAGUACGUUGACGAGGCGUCGCGUAAGGAACUGAAGGACAUUCUGACGCAGUACGACCGAACGCUGCUAGUUGCGGAUCCGCGUCGUUGCGAACCGAAAAAGUUCGGUGGUCCAGGUGCCCGUGCCCGCUACCAGAAGUCGUACCGUUAAGGAUUUACAACCACACACAUAUACAUUCACGCUGUGCAUUUUGGCUGGUCAAAUUAUUCUGUACGCCGGUGUCAACUGGGAGCAGCUGUGUGUGGUACCCUUUUCGCAUGGUGGCAUGGUUGGUUGGACUGGCCAAACAGUGCGUGGCGAGUAACUCUCUCCAUAAGAUAACGCGUAUAUUGCUUCAAGCAUAAACAAUUUUGUGAGGAAGGAAUAAACGGUAAACAUCUGUACAAUCUUA
Messenger RNA from Anopheles funestus (African malaria mosquito), 773 nucleotides. It is a transcript of the gene RpS16, whose product is annotated as 40S ribosomal protein S16. Gene Ontology annotation, cellular component: ribosome; cytosolic small ribosomal subunit. Bases 86 to 532 code for a protein of 148 amino acids. Gene Ontology annotation, molecular function: RNA binding; structural constituent of ribosome. NCBI's taxonomy places the organism in Eukaryota, Metazoa, Arthropoda, Insecta, Diptera, Culicidae. Gene Ontology annotation, biological process: maturation of SSU-rRNA from tricistronic rRNA transcript (SSU-rRNA, 5.8S rRNA, LSU-rRNA); translation. The transcript is spliced from 3 exons. The record is from RefSeq and is a predicted model, not a curated record.